Messenger RNA from Drosophila takahashii, 3722 nucleotides. RefSeq lists its product as uncharacterized. The record is from RefSeq and is a predicted model, not a curated record. Lineage: Eukaryota; Metazoa; Arthropoda; Insecta; Diptera; Drosophilidae.
AAACCCCUCUCCCCUCUUUCAGUUCCAGUUUCUAGACGAGAGCGAGCGAUUUCGAGCGCGGGAAGCGGAUUGGUGUUAAUCGCGUUAGCCAGCAAGUACUAUACGGUGUGCACUAAUAACAGCAACUACGAGAGCUAAAACAAUCGACUAAAAGCGGACAGUGAGUGGAAUUCGAGGGGAGCAGGCCCGAAAAACGCAACAACACACAAAACGAAACGAACGGCCGCCCCGUGCAUGUGUGUGUGUGGUACAGUUGGGUAGAAAAACAUCGUUGGGUUGCCACCUGGUCUCGGUCACUCUAUUUUUUUUUGUUCGUUUUUUUUUUUGCCACUAUUGCCACCACUUUCGCUCAGUUCGGUUCGGUUGUUGUUGUUGUGUGCAUCCUGGCGAGAUUAUUCUUGCAUUCUGCAACUGCAUUUGCAUUUGAAAGGAAAAUAAAGCCAGCAGCAGCGGCGGCGACGGAGAGCAGCGAGCGAUAGAAAGAAAAACUGAAAGAGAGAGCGCCGCGUUGUGAAAGUGCCAGCGAAAAGAAGUCGGUUUAAAGGCUGGACUAAACGCCCGAGAAAAUGUAAAGCGGUUUGGCGAAUCAAAGCUACCCAUGAAAGAUGCGAGCUGGAAGAAAGCAGGCAGCUGAAAGCGUCAAGACACGUCCUUGCAUCGUCUACGUGAGGAAUCUGCGGGAGACGGAGUCGCCCGUCCGAGGAGGAGGAGCAGGAGCAGCAGGAGGAGCAGCCGGCAAGCUGAGGAAGAGGCAGGAGCAGCAGCGGGCGGAGCAGCAGGAGCUGCGGGAGACCCGCACCAGUCGUCGCUCGGUGGUCCAAAUUCAACAGGAGAGCAGCAAGCGAACCCGGAAGCCAUCGCCACCACCGCCACCGCCGGCGACGCGUCUAAAGAUCAGCAGAGGGGAGCAGCCAUCCGGCAAUCUGGCCAAGCGACGCGGAGCCCUGCUGCUGGGCAGUCAUCCCAGUCACCCAGGAGGAGGAGGAGGAUCGAAUCAGCAGCACAACAACAAAAUGGGGCUUCUCAAGGCGUCGGCUGGAGCACCACGUCGCCACCAGGAGACGCCCAAGAUGUACAAGCCGGCGGCGGGGGCCAAAAGAGUAGAGGUGGAGGUCAGUCCGCCGCCCACCAUCGCUGCCAGUCGCUCCAGGCGCUCCAUCAAACCGAAUCCCAAGUACGCCAGCGAUGAUGUGAUUACUCCUAAAUACAUGGCAGCCUUGGGAGAAGGAGGAGGCGCCACUCCGGGACGCCAGGCAGGCAGGCAGGCAAAGCAGCUGUUCGCCACCAACGACGACGACGACGACGAUAUGAAUGAUCUCCUUGAUUUGGACGAAGAUGACGAUGAUGAGCUGGCGGAUGCCGCCUUUAAUCCGCAGCUACACAAGUCCGACGAGGAUGACGAUGAUGAGGACGAGGAGGAGGAGGACCUCAGCGAGGCGGAGUAUCAGCAGCAGCUGCGUCGCAAGCAGCCGCCGGUGAAGCGCGGACGUGGACGUCCGCCGAAGGUUAACAAUGCGGGCAGCAAUCAAACUCCCAGUAGCAACAGUGGCGCAACGCCCAAGCUACCCAUCAAUUCGGCCGGCGGACGCACUGCGCCGAGUAGCCUGCAGCAAUUGCGACGCACCAUGGCGGUUAAUCUGGCCAGGAGCAAUGCCAGCAUGACAGAGGGAUCGACUGUAGCCUCUGCUAAACGCAAGCUGGACACCAGUGAAAGCGAGAGUCCAGUGGCCCGCAAGCGCAUGGUUAUCUCCUCAACCCAGAGAAACCUGCCCGUGGUAAAUGGCGCCACUACAAAACCAGGAGGAGGAGCAGCCAAACUGGGAGCAAUCCCUGCCAGGAUGCUGCCACAGCGACGCGGGAGCAGCAGCAACAACUACAAGAUGAACUCCUCCGCGACAACGAGCAACUCCAAUCCGGCGACCCAGCAAACGGCGAAAACGGAGAACGAAACGGAUGAUGUGCCCACAUUCACCAUUGUCAACAUCGAUGACAUAAUCAACCAGGACGAUGUGCUCAUCACCAGGUCGCAUAAUGCUAUUGCAGCAGCUGCAGCUUCCGCUGCUUCAGCCACCUCCACUUCAUCCGGAAAUAAUAACAAUGCCAGCAAAAAGGUUGCUGUGGGCAGGCCCCGUACCAGAAACAUCAUCCCCACGAGCAGCGAGAAGAAAACGACGGAAAAGGCAACCUUAAACAACAAUCAGGCCAACAAGCGCAUCAAGAUCCUGGCCAGCAAUAUACAGAAUCAGAAUCAGAGUCAAAAUCAGAGUCAAAACCAAGUGGUAACCAAACCCAGGCCGAGGAUACUCAAUGCGGAAAUGGGCAAGAAGACGGCGGCAAUGAAGCCGCUGAUGAGCAUGGGCAAGGAGCUCUGUCCCACGGACGUGGACACCGAGGAGGAUGAUCUGGAUCCCGAUCCAGAUUUGGAUUUCGAUGACGACGAUAUACCGGCAACGAUUGUCAGCCGAAAGAAUCCCAAACAAAUGGAGCCAGCCAACAAAUGGAAUGCGACCAAUCGACGCAAUGUACUCUCCACGACCACCGCUGCCACAGUAAACUCUCGGGCGGCGGACAGGAAGCUAAGCAAGCUGUUGAGUGACGUCGAUGUGGAGCAACAGCAGCAAUCGUCGGUUUUCAAGAAGCCCAGCUUGAGUCCACAGCGGCGCAGCAAGGAGAACCAACAGCAGCAGGAGCAGGAAAAAGAAAAACCCACUAUUGUUGUGCAAAAGGAGCCUGCAACCCUAGAAGUGUCCACCACCAGCAGUCCCAAAUACUUUCCGCCCGAGACCACCACCUUUUGCGAGGAGGAUGGUCGCGUGGUGAAGAAGAUCACCUGCUACGAGACGUGGCAUGUGAUUAGCACGCCCAGGGAAUCGCCAACGAAGGCGACAACGACGACCACGCGGCAGCAGCGAACUUGCCUCGAGUUGGCGCUUGUGAAGCUGGCCAAUGUGGCGGCCAGAAUCAAAGUGCCCUCUGGGAAAUGGACCAGCAAAGUGACCCUGUACAAGGUCUCCCCCUCGCUGAUGACCCGCCAAACGAUGACCAUCUUUACGGGCGAUCUCAAGGCGUACAAUAUACCCGAGGAGGAUCGCCACAAAUAUCAGCCGUCGUGCGUGCUCUUCCGGCGCGCCGUUCUCGAUCGCAGCAAGUGCCGGGUGCCCUACGACCGGGCCAUCAUCUUCAAGAACAAGUGCUUCUAUGCGAACAUCGAUGGCAAGCAUGUCAAUCUGAUGGGAGCCCCCGAAACGGUGAAUACGGUGAAGGAUGUGGAGAUCCUGCUGGACAUUGUCGAUCGCCUCUCGCUCAGCAGCGCCCUCGUCGAGAUGGUGAACACCAAGUGAGGAUGAGGAUUGGGAUUAAAGGAGAAGCAACCUAUCACAUUGUAAAAAAUAAUUCACACACACCACACACACAACAAAAACGGACACUCGAUAAAUUGUUUUAUGCAGUAGCAAAACCAUACAAGUUUUUUUUUGUAAAACCAUUAACUUAGUUGUAAUAGUUAGUCUAGCGUAAUUAUUAUAUAUAAUAUAUAUAUCUUAUAACGUAACACACACACAGCGGACGGACAUAGGAAUACAGAUAUUGUAUCUAUGUAUCUAAUUAUACUAAACAUUUAAGCAUCGCGGAACGAGAAGGGAAUCGAAAGUCUAAGUUCGGCGAAGGAAUCAAUCCUGAUUUUAAUUGUAAUGUCUAAGGGGGAGAGGCCCCCCCCCAAAAAC